AUGGCGGGAAGAGCGACAUUUACUGUAUCUUCAUCUGCUUCCUUCUGCGUCCCGUAUUCUACUAGUUCAGCUUCAUCGCUCUCACUAUCUUUCUCGAAUCGAUCGGCGCUCCCUGUGCGGGUUUCUCCUCGAACCAACAGAUUUCCCGGGAUUUGCUGCUCUUUGUCUGCCAAUGACAUCAAAGCCGGAACCAACAUCGAAGUCGAUGGUGCUCCUUGGCGUGUGCUCGGUACAGUCGAGGAAGCAAAUGUAUUCAAAGAAACCAAACAAUUCACAUACAAAGAAGGGUCUCAGUUUGUUUUCAUGGACUUGAGCACUUACGAAGAAACGCGUCUUAACGAAUCAGAUAUGGGUGAGAAGACGAGAUGGCUGAAAGAAGGCAUGGAAUGCAGUUUGCUGUAUUGGAAAGACAAGGUUAUCGAUUUCGAACUGCCAAAUACGGUUAAGCUGAAAGUGGUUGAUGUUGAUCCUGGCCUUCGCGGUGACACUGCGCAAGGUGGAUCAAAGCCUGCGACGGUGGAAACGGGGGCAGUAGUUACCGUUCCCCUCUUUGUGAACGUAGGUGAAGAGAUAUUGGUGGAUACUAGAACUGAGCUUAGAAAACCUUCAUGGCAUUUGCGCAAUUCAGCAGCAUCGAAUGUUUCCUUAAAAUCGGGAAACAACAAGAGCUUCUCCUCCUCGUCAUCGGAUUGCCAAUUGCCAGAAUUCUCCAGAUCAGCUGUCGUUUUAGUCAGUUUUCUCCUCAUUAACUCCGUCGGUACAGAAUCCCUCACCAGUCUGGUGAACUCUCGUGAAGCUUUACCAGCGAUUCUGUAUCGAUUUACUUUUGAUGAUGUUGAGCUUGAUUUCUCUGAUGUCUUUGGCCCGCUCCCUGAAGAGGCCAGUGAUGUUGUUUUCGACGAGCCUGCUGUUGUCUACAGUCGAUCCCACUCUUUGGUCGGCCCGUCUUCCGUCGGUAGUCAUUCUUUCAAGCUGAACAAGCUCACCUUACGAGAUACUGAGGACUCGGUCGACUUGGUUGAAUCGUUGAUAGAAAAUGAUGAAUUCUCUGGUAAUGACGACACAGACAGUGACAAAGCUCCGGAGGGAGAUCUGGUGAAAGUCUCAGGUGUAGUAGGACUUGAGGAUUUUGAGGUUAUGAAGGUUGUGGGAAAAGGUGCGUUUGGGAAAGUGUACCAGGUGAGGAAGAAGGAGACAUCUGAGAUAUACGCCAUGAAGGUCAUGAGGAAAGACAAGAUCAUGGAGAAGAACCAUGCCGAAUACAUGAAAGCUGAGCGCGACAUUCUUACCAAGAUUGAUCAUCCUUUUAUUGUUCAGCUUAAAUACUCUUUUCAGACCAAGUACAGGCUGUAUCUUGUGCUCGACUUUAUAAACGGUGGUCAUCUUUUCUUCCAGCUCUAUCACCAAGGCCUUUUCAGAGAGGAGUUGGCUCGUGUGUACACUGCGGAGAUCAUCUCUGCGGUUUCCCAUCUCCAUGAGAAAGGCAUAAUGCACAGAGAUCUCAAACCCGAAAACAUUCUCAUGGACGUCGAUGGCCACGUGAUGCUAACUGAUUUUGGUUUAGCAAAGGAAUUUGAAGGAAACACAAGAUCAAACUCAAUGUGUGGGACUACAGAGUAUAUGGCACCUGAAAUCGUUCGUGGGAAAGGGCAUGAUAAGGCUGCUGACUGGUGGAGCGUUGGGAUUCUUCUGUAUGAGAUGCUCACUGGGAAGCCACCCUUUAUGGGAAGCAGAGGGAAGAUAGAGCAGAAAAUUGUAAAGGACAAGAUCAAGCUUCCGCAGUUUUUGUCUAGUGAAGCUCAUGCCUUGCUGAAAGGGCUGCUGCAAAAAGAGCCAGAAAGGCGACUUGGAAGUGGACCGAGCGGAGCAGAGGAGAUCAAAAAGCACAAAUGGUUCAAUGGAAUGAACUGGAAAAAGCUGGAGGCUAGAGAAGUGAUGCCAAGUUUCAAGCCGGAGAUAUCGGGAAGACAAUGCAUUGCAAAUUUCGACAAGUGUUGGACUGAGAUGUCUGUGUUGGAUUCUCCGGCAAGCAGUCCGAGCUCGGAUCCUAAAGCCAACCCUUUCACCAACUUCACGUACAGCUUAGAGCACUUUGAUGGCAUUCGCGCACUUGUGCAGCAUCCACUGUUUCCUUCAAAUAGGGAAACAACAAGAGCUUCUCCUCCUACUAGACUUUGGUUUGCCUGUUCCCAGUUUCAUUGUUCAUUAACUCCAUUGGUAGGAGACUCUCACCAAUCUGGUGAAGGCUUUCUCUCUGAUUCUUUUGGCGAAAACAUGGUUUCCUCUGAGUGUCCUGUUGCUGCCAACAAAAACCUGACGGGGAAGCCGUUGCAGAAACAGCUGUAUUUAACAAUCACACCUCCACAUGCUGUCUUGAGAGAUGAUGUUGAACUUGAAUUCUCUGAUGUAUUUGGUCCACUCCCUGAGGCUAAUCAUAACUCUGGAGAGGCCAGUGAUGCUGUCUACGACGAGCCUGCUGUUAUCUACAGUCGAUCCCACUCGCUGGUUGGCCCGUCUUCCAUCGGUGGUCACUCUUUCAAGAUGAACAAGCUCACCUUACGUGACACCGAGGACUCGAUCGACUUAAUUGAAUCGUUGAAAGAAAGCGAUGAACUUUCUGGUAAUGACGACACCGACAGCGAGAAAGUCCCCGAGGGAGAUACGGCGGAGGUCUUAGGUGUAGUUGGCAUUGAGGAUUUUGAGGUUUUGAAGGUUGUUGGGCAAGGUGCGUUUGGGAAAGUGUACCAGGUGAGGAAGAAGGAGACGUCUGAGAUCUACGCGAUGAAGGUCAUGAGAAAAGAUAGAAUUAUGGAGAAGAACCAUGCGGAAUACAUGAAAGCCGAGCGCGAUAUUCUUACCAAAAUUGACCAUCCAUUCAUCGUUCAGCUUAAAUACUCCUUUCAGACUAAGUAUAGACUGUAUCUUGUGCUGGACUUUAUAAACGGAGGGCAUCUUUUCUUCCAGCUCUAUCACCAAGGCCUUUUCAGAGAAGACUUGGCUCGUGUGUACACUGCUGAGAUCGUCUCUGCAGUUUCCCAUCUCCAUGAGAAAGGCAUAAUGCAUAGAGAUCUCAAGCCCGAAAACAUUCUCAUGGACGUGGAUGGCCACGUGAUGCUGACAGACUUUGGUUUAGCGAAGGAGUUUGAAGAAAACAAAAGAUCAAACUCUAUGUGCGGGACUGUAGAGUAUAUGGCACCUGAAAUCGUUCGUGGGAAAGGACAUGAUAAAGCUGCUGAUUGGUGGAGCGUUGGGAUUCUUCUGUAUGAGAUGCUCACUGGGAAGCCACCGUUUCUAGGGAGCAAAGUAAAGAUACAGCAGAAAAUAGUGAAGGACAAGAUCAAACUUCCACAGUUUCUGUCUACAGAAGCUCAUGCGUUGCUGAAAGGGCUGCUGCAAAAAGAGCCAGAGAGACGACUUGGAAGUGGACCGAGAGGAGCAGAGGAGAUUAAAGAUCACAAAUGGUUCAAGGGAAUGAACUGGAAGAAGCUGGAGGCUAGAGAAGUGAUGCCAAGUUUCAAGCCGGAGGUAUCGGGAAGGCAAUGCAUAGCAAAUUUCGACAAGUGUUGGACUGAAAUGUCUUUGGUGGAUUCUCCGGUAAGCAGUCCGAGCUCGGAUUCUAAGGCCAACCCUUUCACCAACUUCACAUACGUCAGGCCUCCUCCUUCAUUCCUCCAACAAUCCACAUCGACUUUGUAG
Molecule: messenger RNA, 3696 nt
Organism: Thlaspi arvense
Lineage: Eukaryota; Viridiplantae; Streptophyta; Magnoliopsida; Brassicales; Brassicaceae
Source: the annotation of a GenBank genome assembly